Messenger RNA from Topomyia yanbarensis, 5489 nucleotides. It is a transcript of the gene Pka-R2, whose product is annotated as cAMP-dependent protein kinase type II regulatory subunit. Gene Ontology annotation, molecular function: cAMP-dependent protein kinase regulator activity. NCBI's taxonomy places the organism in Eukaryota, Metazoa, Arthropoda, Insecta, Diptera, Culicidae. The transcript has 10 exons. Gene Ontology annotation, cellular component: cAMP-dependent protein kinase complex. Bases 907 to 2043 code for a protein of 378 amino acids. Gene Ontology annotation, biological process: regulation of protein phosphorylation. The record is from RefSeq and is a predicted model, not a curated record.
UCUUCUUCACUGUUAGAAGUGACGUGAGAGCAGUAGGUCGUGUUUUUGAGCGUCCCCGUCGUGGUUUUUUGUAGAGCAUAGUACUCUACUUUUUUUCUUGUUUUAAAUCCAAUUUCUUAACCAUUCGUACGCACGGUAUCGCGAUAGUGAAUCAAGCAACCAGUACCAAAUCAAAAUCUUGAAAAUCAUUCACUACGUUAGCAAAACUCUCGUUUUCAGUGUGUAGUUCCAACCGCAGGCUAACAUAUCUGCUCACCUGUAGCAGUGUAGGGACAGGAUAUAUUAGGAAGGUUGCGGUUGUGCUGUUUCCUGAAUUUCGGUAAUUACCAUUAUUGUGAAGUUAAUUUUCCCUUGCUGUUUCACAAACGAAGUUGAAUUUCUUCACCGAUAUUUGAAGAUUCCUUUUACCCCGGUGUAAAAAUUGAUCCUGUCGUGUGAGUUGAAAAAAUUGUGGCUAACACCAGUAAACGUAACCCGAGGAAAAAUCGUACCUGUCAGUGAGAAAAAUCUUCAUAACAGUGCAGUUCUAUCAAUUGUGGGUUCCGUAAUAGUGGAGCAAAUUGUUUCAAUUGUUAACUACACCGGUCGCGUCUCCAUAAAAUAGCAGACGAAAAAAAAAAAUAAAAUCAAAAUAGUGUGGUGAAAAGAGUCUGUUCAAGUAAAAAAAAGGAAAGGAGAGUGCAUUGACAGAGAGGAUAGUGAAAGAAGAAGCUGAAAACCAGUCUCUGACAGGUUUUAUAGCAAUCAAAACAUAGCGAGAUUUUGGAUUUCUUUCGUUUUCGGCUGCUGCAAGGUCAGUUUGCUGAAUUUACUGCUGGACGCUAAGAUUGUAAAUCAUUCAAGUGUACAACCAGCCAUCGACAACGUAAACUGAUAGCCGAAAAGCAAGAUUGUGACAGAUACAUUAUGUCGAGUCAACAGAAACAUCGAAUCCAGGUCCCCGACGGAUUACGUGACGUGCUGCUGGAGUUCUCGAUAGCAUACCUACUGGAACAGCCCGGCGAUGUGAUCGACUACGCGGUGGAGUUUUUCUGCAAGCUGCAGGAAAACCGAAAAACCACCAUGAUCUCAGCGGCCGAUCCCUCCUCGCCGGACGAGAGCAUAAUGUCACAUGAAGAAGAACCUCUAGUAAAUCGGUACGCCUCGCGCAGGAAAUCGGUAUUUGCGGAAACGUACGAUCCAGAAAAUGACGACGAUGACGACGGCGCGAGAGCGAUAUUCCCCAAGACAGAUGAUCAGAGAACUCGGUUGUGUGAUUCGGUCAAAAAUAUCCUUCUGUUCCGAUCACUCGACAAUGAACAGAUGAACGAAGUGCUGGAUGCUAUGUUCGAAAAGAUAGUCAAAGCAAAAGAUUAUAUUAUCAAGCAAGGUGAUGACGGGGAUAACUUCUACGUCAUUGAAUCGGGCAUUUACAAAGCAUACGUGGGCGAAGAUCAGAAACACAUACACACCUACCAGAAUAGCGGUAGUUUUGGAGAGCUGGCUCUGUUAUACAAUAUGCCAAGGGCUGCCACAAUCCAAGCGGAAACGGAAGGCCAGCUAUGGGCCAUGGAUCGUCAAACGUUCCGAAGAAUUUUGCUCAAGUCCGCAUUCAGGAAACGAAAAAUGUAUGAAGCACUACUCGAUGCGGUCCCUAUGCUAAAGACGUUACAGAAUUACGAACGCAUGAACCUGGCCGAUGCUCUUAUACCAAAAACAUACUCAAAGGGCGACAGAAUCAUCAAACAGGGCGAUGCUGCCGACGGCAUGUACUUCAUCGAGGAUGGUAAAGUUUCGAUCCGCAUUCAACAGGACGCCGGUGAGGUUGAAAUCUCAAACCUAGAGAAAGGACAGUACUUUGGAGAGUUGGCCCUGGUGACCCACCGACCCCGUGCAGCGUCGGCAUAUGCCGUGGAUAACGUCAAAGUGGCAUUUUUAGAUGUGGACGCCUUCGAGCGACUACUUGGACCCUGUAUGGAUAUUAUGAAGCGCAACAUUGGCGACUACGAGUCGCAGUUGGUGAAAAUCUUUGGCAGCAAGAACAACAUAUCCGACGUCCGAUAAGCGACAUCGCGCAAGACAAAAAAUCAAUAGUAGUAGUAGUAGAAGCAACAGGUACUAUCCGUACUAUUACAAUCGCCCGCCCGUACACUCACACUACAAAAUAGUGCCGGGUAGUACCAUUCAGUAGCAGUCACUGCUGUUCGCCGUACUGUAGUUUCUCUCUGCCUAGAGCCAAUCUCGGGAAUUGGCUUUUGAGUUUAACUUUUAACACCCAAACAUCAUCGAAGAGCAACAGCAGCGUAGCUCAAAGGUCAUUUCCCUGCACAGACUGAGCAUCUAGCUGGAGUGAUAAUACAGUUCGGCUGCAGCAGAGCAACUCUCGUAAACGGACCGUCGCCAGAGGUGAAUUGAGUAAUGUUAGUAGAUUUAAUAUCGACGCAGCAGGUUGCCAUCAUUUUUGCGAGUAAUUUGUAGUGUACUACUAGAUUAGAGAAAGAUAGACAAAUGCGAAUUGAAGCGAGAAAGAGAGAUAUUUUGUUAUUCCGUGGAAUGAUUCGGUAGCAACAGCCAUAAUGAGGAUAGCUUAGAUCACAGAGAGCUUAGCAGGAAGGAUGAGGGCGAACGAGAAAUCACCACCGCCGCCACCAGCAUCCGUUUUCGAUAAAAUGAGUAUAUGCCAGGCAAAUGAUGAAAAAAUAUUAAAAUUUUUAGAUAUUAUAUAACAAACAGACAUGCGAGGAAAGCUUUCUUGUUUUUAGUUGUAGCCAUUUCCUAGAAUGAAGAAAUUGCCAAAUAUAUGGAGAAAAUUGAGAUUGAAACAAAAAUAAAUGUGUCAUUACAGCAAACAUUUGAAAAACCAAAAAAAAAUCUGUGACAUCAAAAAUAUUGACAACAGCAAAAGAAGAUGAUUGUAUAUUGGUGGUAAAAAUUAAUGAAGAAUAAGUGGACAUUUUUGAUCAAGUAUUCGUAAAUCAAGCAAAUUAUAACAAAAGCAACAUGUUCUAGUAAAACUAUUGACAACAAAAAUCAAUAAUAAUAAUUAUUGACAAAAAAAUCUAUGAUACGAUAAAUGCUGAAAUUAUGAAAAGAAAGUAAUAAGCAAGAUUUUUAAAUUAUUUCUGUUAUUUAUUUGAACCUAAGAUAAAAUCAGUGAAAAACUACAAAAAAAAAACAACUUAACUAGCAGAAAAAUGGUAGCAUUAAGGGUACUUUAAACAGUGUUUAACAUGCAAUUAAUAUAAAAUAUCACAAUAUAAGAUAAAUAAUUGAAAAAAAUCAUCAGCAGAGAUUUAAUUUAAGGAAAGUUAAGCAGAAAAUAUAUUUAAAACCUAGAUAUCAGAUACAAGAGACAAAUAUACUUUUUGGUAGAGCCAUUAAGAAGGUACCGCCAGGAGAGAAACUGAUAAAUGAUAAGACUUGAUGCCGCUUCAAAAUAUAGGAAAAACGCAAUUAGAACAAAGGAUCAAGUGUGCACAAAUGGUAGCAUCGCGAGAAAGUGCAAAAAGGUACGACAUUUUUUCCAAUCAUCCACAACCGUAACAAACAAAAGCGUGUAUUGCAGAAGUGAAUCAUACAACGGUGUCAUAUCGGGAGAAAAAGGAAACUCGGUGCAGUUUUAUACAUAUAGGCAUACUUAGAGCUCCGCGCAAAGAAGUCAUCCGAUAUCGCAAGAAGAUAUCAGAAACGAUUAUACGAAGAAAAUAAAAACAAACGCAGAAUAGAUAUCAAUGUUCCUGAGAGAGUUUGGCUGAAGAGCAGACAUCUUCCAGAGUAGUUUUGAAACCGUCAAUUCAAGCAAAUUCGGCAACUAGAGGUAAAUAAAACAACUUAAUUUUCCUAUUUUCGAAGUAAGCUCAAUUCCAUUGAAGCUGUGAAUCAGAUUUUCGCUUUUUUCGAACUGUUCGGUGCUACAUUGAAUGGUGUAUGGUUUAUAACGCACAUCAUGCCAGGAGACAAACGGUUUCAGCUCAGUUCAUUCGUAAUACAAACUAACUAGAAUUAAAAGCAGACCACUCGGCGAAAUUUCAAACUUGGGAAUGAAAAAUGUGACCCUUUCGGAAUGAUUUUGUGAUAUCUAGUUAUUUAUUCGUGGUAAGAACACUACUUUCGCUAAAUAUAUGCACUACACUGGUACUCAAUGCCACACGUUCUGUAUUCGAUGCAGCAUAACAGCUUACCUCUCUCUUCUAGCGCCUUCUCUCAAAGGCUUAUCCAUCCAUAAACAAUCAAACGCUCUUACUCUCUCAUACCGCAUUCAAAUGAGAGGAAAACAAAUCUUAAACUACAUGUUACAUUAGGAAAAAAUAAAACAAAGUAGCGUAGAAGCGGUAUUAGAAAAACUUUACACGUGAACUAACUAAGCAAGACACAAACUCUUUCGGAUAUAUUUCACUGCAAGUUGUAGACUUUUCGUACUUUUGGAGAGAUAUAUAACAUGAGCUUACACACGUGUGUUUUUACCCUUGUAAGACAAUAUAUACAACAAAAACCUAGUAAAACGAUCUAUUACUACACAUCUUAUCCUCAAAUAACGCAAAUGCACUGACCGCUAUAGUGCACCACUACUUCAAGCUUAUCUCAAACCAACAGUUCAGAAAUAGCCAACAAGCUAUCGGCGAAAGCACAAUAAGAAACACUCGUUACUGAUUAGGGGAAAACCAUACCAUCCCUUCCGACGAGAGCUUCUGAUUGGUUCUAACGUUAUAAACAGGCUGAUUGCGGUUACAAUACUACCCAAACUACAUACUACGGUAGAGAAUAUAUUUUUUGCGUAGAAAAUGCUGGACAUUUUCGUUUUUUUAAAUAAUCAAACCAUUUUAAUAACUACUCUGUCGAACUGGUUUGAAGCAAGAGAGAAAAAUCAUCAUCGGUUAAAAUUAAGAACGAAUGUCGACAGAAGAAUAAGAAAACACAAAUGCCCAGUAAAGCACUAAACAAAAUCAAUGAUUGUGAACUUAGCAGCACUAGUUGCUUUAUACGUUUCUUUACGAACUGUUCUAAUUUCAGUUCAAAAACUUGUGUUUUAUGACGAUGUUCUGUAACAUUAUUCAUUUGAGUAGCCUACCUACAUUGCCACGAAAAAAUAUCUAUGUUUAACGUAAAUAUGAAUAUUGAUAUGCUAGAAUCAGAUAUGAUAACGGAAAAUACAUGUUUUUCUUCCCCCGACUAGAACGUCCUAGCGUUAUUUAACCAUAAAUAGUUGUUUUCACUGUUCAUAACUUAACUCUUCGUUUGUCUUUUCAAAUUUCAUUGCUAUCAACAUAGUGCAUACUUUUAAGCUACUAAAUGAUUAUAAUGAUUAUACACAAGCACACAAAUACAAAUCUGAAACACUUGAGGAAAAACUUUCGCAUAAACAAAGCUAAUGCAUUGAUGAAUAACACAAACAUUAGGAUGGGGGAAAACUACAAACACACAAGAAGCAUACUGUUACUGUCUCGUUAUUGAAGGUGUCGUAUUAAGGUAGUAAACCAGAAGAAUGAAAUUAAACAUAAAAAACCACUUAA